GGCCGGCGCUCAGUGGAGGAGCCGGGCGAGCUCUGAUUGGCCGAGGCGAAGGCAUUUAUUCCCUGACAAGCCCCCCAUCACAUGGAUGGUUGUCUAUUAACUUGUUCAAAAAAGUAUCAGGAGUUGUCAAGGCAGAGAGAGAGAGAGAGAGAGAGAGAAAGGCGAGGAGAGAGAGAGAGAAAAAGAAAGAAAGAGUUUGGGAAGAAAGAAAGAAAACAAAACAAAACAAAACAGGGGGGAAACAGAGACUUUUCCCCUCUAUUUUCCUCCCUUUGCGGGCUCUUUAAGACUUAAGAGCUCCCGAAAGAAAGAAAGAAAGAAAGAAAGGAAGGAAGGAAGGAAGGAAGGAAGGAAGGAAGGAAGGAAGGAAGGAAGGAAGGAAGGAAGGAAGGAAGGAAGGGGGCGCCGAGUGAAGAGAAAGAAUAGGGGAGACGGAAGAAGAAGAAGUUUUCUCCAGCAGGACUUUCUCCCAGGCGCCUUUGUUAUGAUUCUCCUGGAGUAGCCUGAGAGUAGCCACCCGAAGAAGGAAGGAAGGAAAGAAGGAAGGAAGGCCGCUGUUGAGAGAGAGAGAGGAAGAGGAAGAGAAGAGGAAGAGGCUGGUCGGUGAAGGGAGGCUCUGCUGCUUGGGGGGGGCAGCCUCUCCUUCCCUCCCUCCGACCCUCCCUCCCCAGGAGCCCGACUUCUGACUUUUCCUGCCUCGUUGGCUUCCUUCCUUGACUGUGUGUUUGGCUGCCCCUCUGCCCGCUUCCCCUCCUCGUCGUUCCCCUCCUUGGGGUGUUGGGCCUCUUCUCCCCUUGGCCGCCAUGUACAACAUGAUGGACACGGAGCUGAAGGCCGCGGCCCCGCAGGCGACGGCCACGGCGGGCGGCGGCGGCGGCGGGAACAACGGCGUGUCCGGCGGCGCCAACAGCCAGAAGAACAGCCCGGACCGGGUGAAGCGCCCCAUGAACGCCUUCAUGGUGUGGUCCCGCGGGCAGCGGCGGAAGAUGGCGCAGGAGAACCCCAAGAUGCACAACUCGGAGAUCUCGAAGCGGCUGGGCGCGGAGUGGAAGCUGCUCUCGGAGGCGGAGAAGCGGCCCUUCAUCGACGAGGCCAAGCGGCUGCGCGCCCUGCACAUGAAGGAGCACCCGGAUUAUAAAUACCGCCCGCGGCGGAAGACCAAGACGCUGCUCAAGAAGGACAAGUACACGCUGCCGGGCGGGCUGCUGGCGGCGGCGGCGGGCUCGGGCGGGCUGGGCGGCGGGGUGGGCGUCGCGGGCUCGGCGCUGGGGCCCGGCGGGUGCGCCCAGCAGCGCAUGGACGGCUACGCGGCGCACAUGAACGGCUGGUCCAACGGCGGCUACGGGAUGAUGCAGGAGCAGCUGGGCUACUCGCAGCACCCGGGGCUCAACGCCCACGCCGCCGCCGCCGCCGCCGCCGCGCAGAUGCAGCCCAUGCACCGCUACGACGUGAGCGCCCUCCAGCAGUACGGCGCCCAGCCCUACAUGAACGGCUCGCCGGGCUACGGCGCCAUGCCCACCGCCGCCUCCUACGCCCAGCAAGGCGGCUCCUCCGCGCCUCCCGGGGCCAUGCCGCUCUCCGCCAUGGGGCCCGUGGUCAAGAGCGAGGCCAGCUCCUCCAGCCCCCCCGUGGGCAGCGCCUCCGCCCACGCGCGCGCCCCCUGCCAGGCCGGGGACCUCCGGGACAUGAUCAGCAUGUACCUCCCCGCCGCCGAGGCGCCCGAGCCCGGCAGCGCCAGCAGACUCCACCUGGGGCCCCACUACCAGGGCGCCGGGGGGCCCGGGGCCGCCCUCAACGGCACGCUCCCGCUCUCCCACAUGUGAGCCUCCCAUGCCCCCCACUCACCCACCCACCCCCACGCUCCCCUCCCGGGGCGGACG
This is a messenger RNA of Anolis sagrei ordinatus, 1880 nucleotides long. RefSeq names its product SRY-box transcription factor 2 (gene SOX2). Gene Ontology annotation, molecular function: RNA polymerase II cis-regulatory region sequence-specific DNA binding; DNA-binding transcription factor activity, RNA polymerase II-specific. NCBI's taxonomy places the organism in Eukaryota, Metazoa, Chordata, Lepidosauria, Squamata, Anolidae. Gene Ontology annotation, biological process: anatomical structure morphogenesis; cell differentiation; regulation of DNA-templated transcription. The record is from RefSeq and is a predicted model, not a curated record.